GCCUGUGGCGGGCCCGCGUCCCCGCCCGCCCGGCGCGGCACCGCCUCCCCGGCGGCCACGUUGACAGGCCGGGCGUGGGCCGCGUUCGCCGGGCGCUGUCGGGGUGCGGGUACGCGGUGCGGGAGCGGGGCCGCUGACACUGUAAAAAUGUCUUCGCCUCCCAAAGAGAAAGCAGAGACGCGGGCCGGACACCCUCCUGCUGUGAAAGCUGGUGGGAUGCGGAUUGUGCAGAAACACCCACACAAUUCAGAUGCCAAAGAAGAAAAAGAUAAGGAUGACCAAGCCUGGGAAACCAGCAGCCCACCGAAGCCAGCAGUGUUCAUCUCCGGUGUCAUUGCUAGGGGUGAUAAGGACUUCCCUCCAGCUGCAGCUCAGGUGGCUCAUCAGAAGCCACAUCCUUCUGUGGAGAAGCUUCCUCACCCGCAGCACGUCAAACAGCACAUCCACCAGCCUCGCAAGUGAGCUCCUCUCAGGAUUUCUGCCCAGCUGCUCUCUGAGAAUAAGUUUUCAAGAGAAGACAAAAACCCUUUAGCAUUCACCCUGACAAAUCUGUAAAAUUGACAUCUAAAAUAAUAUACUGUUUCUUUUACUUUAAUUCUCAAGGGUUAAUAAGAAUGAAGACAUUGUUCAGUUGUUAUCCCAGAUGGAAAAUUUGGUGUUGAGUAUUUGCUGAUCAGGGGUGCUUUUUUAUAAGAUUUUUCUUAUUGCCAGGAUAAAAGCUUUAGUAUGAAUAAUAUGAUUAAUGAGCUUUGUAUUUUUAGUUGUGGAUUCACAAUAGCAGAUAGAUGAUGUAGUUUUUAUGCUAAGCCAGUAAGGAAGAACUGGCACCUUUACUGUCUGGAGGGAGUUCUUCGGGUGUGUUGAGACAGAAGUCAGCAGUUGUCUUGAUUAUGUAGAACUCUUGCAGCCUUCAGUAUCCUACAGUGUUACACCCCAGUGCCCUCUGGAUUCAACCAGGGAGAUGAUGAAAGGGCCCCCAUACAUUCUUGAGUGGGCAGAGAUCCAGCUGAAUCUUCUCUACUUUGUACUUGCACAAUCUUGCUGAGAUUUUUCUCUCUGGUGGUUUGUGGGUAUGAAGAGGAGAGAGAAAUCAGAAUACAAGAACACUGCUGCUGUAGACAAGUCAUUUGUAAUCUCAUGGAUCUCACUGGGGACUGUAUUUUUGAGUGAUUUCUCAUUCCAAUAACAAGCUGAAGGAGUUCAUAUCCCUCCAAACUGAACUUAUUUUAAGUUGGUGAAAAAUCUGUUCACUUUUUUUAAUUUAGAAUUUGAGGUCACCUUUUGAAAUUAAGAGAUACCAUUAUUAAAUUUGUUUAUGAUCCAAUCUCUUUUGCACAUGGUAUUUUUUCCUAGUCUUAUUCUGAAGACAGUAGUGAUAUGAGGGAGUAAAAUUAUUUCCAAAUAGAGCAAUUGUUUUAUUUUUAUCACAUAAUUAAAUCAUUUGAUUUCCCAGUUCACUCAGCUCUAUCAUUUUACUUUUCUUUUCACCUCUGUAAAAACCAGGAAAAAAAUUUGUGCAUUCUGCCUAUUUUAAAGUGUCCUUCUGUUUUUAACUGACUACAAAUACCAUAUAGCCUUUGGUACCCUCCAGGUUUAUAAAGUUUCUAAUGAUGUCAAAAAAGUGGGAGCUAAUGCUGCAGCCAUUCACCUGGCAAAUCAGUGAAAUUUUAGGGUCACUUAGGGCUUUACCAGUUCAUUUAUGGUUAAAAAACAGUGAGGAAAGUUUAAAAAUUAUUAUUUUUAAAAAAAUUCUGCAGAUUUAAUAAUUAUUUCAUGAGUAGCUGAUUUAAAACAACAGCAACAAAAUAAUGGGAAAUAUGGCCCAUUUCACAGGUGGAAUAACUCACUUCAUGUGGGUUCAGGGGACCUGACAUUUCCAUCUCUUCACAGGUUUGAAAUGGAAAUGAUGCUUUGCAAAUUGUAUGCAUGGACAUUUAUUCUAAACCUAAGGAAGGAUGUACAAUCUAUAUAUGCAGUCCUUAUUUCAAUUUGAUUAGAAACCAUACUUGCCUUAAGGAAUGAGUGUUGUUUGUAAGAAUUAUUCUGUAUUAGAAUAUGUGUAAUUUUCCAAAGCUGCUUUCUGUUUCUGAUGUUGGUGCAGUGAGGCCUUGUUGGCAGCUGCUUAUGAGUGCACAAGUGGCUCACACCUGGGCAACUCAUUCAUAAGGGUGGCAUUGCUGAGCCUCCUGGGGUCUCUGCAGGAGAUGAUUUGCUGGUAGGGAUGUUUGCAGACUCAGGACAGGAGGUGGUUGGUGGUGCAGCUGUAGCUGUCCCUGUGCUGUGUCAGCAAUAGAGCAGAUCAUGACAGUCACUUCUGGUACCUGCUGGCCUGAGGGGGAGCUGGGAGUUUAGGUAUGGCUUCAUGGACCAAAGGGAAGGUCUUUCAGGAUGAGCUGCAUCACUCUUGGCUCCACUGACUGCAGUGGAAAAAAGCCUCAGUGUGGAGGCACACAGUGAGGUGGGGCUGGGUACCUCUGCUCCAUGUCUUGUAAUAGGCAGAAAUGGUUUUGAAAGCCACACUCCAUCUCCAUUCUGACAGUAAAAGUUAGGAGCAUGGAUGCUUUCCAAUUGCAAACUACUGCUCCUGGUUAUUAAUGCAAUAUAUACACCAUAUAUAGAGAAUACCUGAUUUUUGUCUUUGAUUGCUUAGAUAGAUAUGUAAGUUUGUACAAUGAAGUAUGUCUCUUAAGAUGGCUUUAGUGGCUUUUAGAGUACAGAAAUUCAUACAUGAUUAGAAAAUGUCUCUGUAUGAAAGCAUAUUAUAUAUUGCUGGGAGGUAUCCAUGUUUAUACGUAGAUGUCCUUACCAAAGCAUUAUCUUGUCCAAAGUAGUCAUAACUGGUGAACUGGAUUUCUUACUGAUGGUUAUUGAUACUCUUAAAAUAUGUUGCAAUAGCAUAUAAGCACCAGAGAUGUUCAGAUGUUACCUUGAAAUGACUGCAAAAGAAAUUUUCUGUAAUUGUCAAUGUGGCAAUAAUGCAACAAUAAAGCAUGAAGUUGUA
Messenger RNA from Oenanthe melanoleuca, 3001 nucleotides. RefSeq names its product death associated protein (gene DAP). Gene Ontology annotation, biological process: cellular response to amino acid starvation; apoptotic signaling pathway; negative regulation of autophagy. NCBI's taxonomy places the organism in Eukaryota, Metazoa, Chordata, Aves, Passeriformes, Muscicapidae. Gene Ontology annotation, molecular function: death domain binding. The coding region runs from base 148 to 462 and encodes 104 amino acids. The transcript has 4 exons. The record is from RefSeq and is a predicted model, not a curated record.